AUGGAAUGGAGAAAAUAUUAUUUGGAUAUGUUGCUUGUACCAUUAGGGUUUAUGGUAAUAAUAGGUUAUCAUGUUUGGUUAUGGCAUAAGGUUCGAACUCAACCUUCUUCCACCAUCAUUGGAAUCAAUACUCAUGGAAGACGAUCUUGGGUCCCUGCCAUGCUCAAGGAUAUUGAAAAGAAGAACAUCCUAGCAGUUCAAACACUUCGAAAUCUAAUAAUGGGAUCAACACUUAUGGCUACAACCUCCAUUCUUCUCUCGGCUGGUUUAGCAGCAGUAAUAAGCAGCACAUACAGCGUGAAGAAGCCUCUGAACGAUGCCAUAUAUGGAGCUCAUAGCGAAUUUAUGGUAGCACUUAAAUACGUGACACUUUUAACAAUAUUCUUGUUCUCAUUUUUCUGUCACACUUUGUCCAUUAGGUUUUUCAACCAGGUGAGCAUCCUCAUUUGCACACCACAAAAUGUCAUGUCGUAUUUUGUUGUUACACCUGAAUAUUUGACUGAGCUUUUGGAUAAAGGAAUUGUUUUGAGCACGGUUGGUAAUAGGCUUUUCUACUCGGCUUUUCCUCUUUUGCUUUGGAUCUUUGGACCUGUGUUGGUUUUCUUGUGUUCUGUUGCUAUGAUUCCUGUGCUUUAUAACUUGGACUUUGUUUGUGGGAAUGGAAAGGGGAAUGGUGUGAAGAUUAAUGACAAAGGUGGAGAAGAUUAUGUUUGA
Messenger RNA from Lathyrus sativus (Indian pea), 714 nucleotides. NCBI's taxonomy places the organism in Eukaryota, Viridiplantae, Streptophyta, Magnoliopsida, Fabales, Fabaceae. The record is from the annotation of a GenBank genome assembly.